CUCGGAUUCUACUAUGACAAGGCUGCUGAGAGCUGCUGCUACCGCUGCCCCUCAGGGCUGGUCCCGAUGCAGCCGUGCCCGCAGGGGCUCAAGGGCUGCAGGAAGUACUGUGAACCCGAUUACUACCUGAACGAGGCUGGCCGCUGCGUAGCCUGUGUGAGCUGCUCUACAGAUGACCUUGUGGAGAAGGCACCCUGCUCCUGGAACUCCUCCCGCAUCUGCGAGUGUCGGCCGGGCUUGUACUGCGUCACGUCCGCUGCCAACUCCUGCGCCCGCUGCCAGCCCCGCCCUGCCUGUCCCCCAGGGACCAUCAACAGGUCCCCAGGCGCGGCCCAGGACGCUGUGUGUGAACCGCCUUCGCCAGCCUCCAGCCCUGACUGUGCCAGCCUGGAGGGCUGCAAGGCGCCCACCAGUGGCACCACGCCCCAGGCCCAGCCCACGCCGAGGUCCCCCAACACCACCAGGCCCACGCUGCCCAGAGUGACUGCCCCACCUGCCGUAGAGGCUGCUUCUGGACCCCCGAGGACCUGGCCCUCCCCCAGCACCCAGCCCAGUGCAGACCCAGGGCUGUCUCCAGCGCUGCUGUGCCCACAGGGGUCUCCCACCUGCCAGAAGCAGUGCCAGCCAGACUACUACCUCGAUGGGACCGGCCGCUGCAUGGCCUGUGUGAGCUGCUUGCAUGAUGACCUUGUGGAGAAGGCACCCUGCUCCUGGAACUCCUCCCGCAUCUGCGAGUGUCGGCCGGGCUUGUACUGUGCCAAGUCCGUUGCCAACUCCUGCGCCCGCUGCCAGCCCCGCCCUGCCUGUCCCCCAGGGACAGUCACCGACCCCCAGGGUGUGGCUGAGAGGGGCUCCACCUCCGAACCACCUUCCCCAGGGAGCCACCCUGCCUGCAGCCCCACCUCUGAGGACAGUGACACACCUGCCAGCGUGCCCACACUCAGCUCGCGCCUGGACGCCCACAGCAGCUCCGUGAGCACCCCCGUCUCCUCCUCCACCCGGAAGCCCAUUCUGGAUCCAGGCCCUGUUCUCUUCUGCGUGAUCCUGGUGCUGGCGGUGGCACUUGGCUCUAGCUCCUUGCUGCUGUGCCACCGGAGGGCCUGCAGGAAGCAGAUCUGGCAGAAGCUGCGCCUGUGUAAACCAACCCAGACCUUCCAGCCCAUGGCCGAGCUAGAGGGCUGGGCUCCUGGUUCUGAGGCUGGGGGAGGUUGGGGUGCUGGGCUCAGUGCCUGUCCUUCCCGCACCCCCCUGCAACAGCCAAGAAGUGAUGUAGUAAUGACAGAGCUGGACCCCAAGUUGCCUGUGGAGACCUGUCAAAACGUGGGCGCCACCUGCCCUGAGGACCUCCCACUGUUGAAGACUGCCCUGGCCAGGGGCCCCUCGUCCUCCUGGGAGCUGCCGGAGCACCGUGUGUCUACGGAGAAUACCAAUAACAAGAUCGAGAAGAUCUACAUCAUGAAGGCUGACACAGUGAUUGUGGGGACAGUGAAGACUGAGGCAUCUGAGGGCUGGGCUGUGGCGGGGACAGCCGAGCCGACGGCGGCGGUACUGGAGGAAGAGCUGGAGGUGGACCAUGCACCCCACUACCCGGAGCAGGAGACGGAGCCACCCCUGGGCAGUUGUGGUGAUGUCAUGUUCUCUGUGGAGGAGGAGGGGAAGGAAGACCCCUUGCCCACGAUGGUCUCUGAGAAGUGAGGCCUGAUCUGGAUGGGGCUGGGAGGGCAGCUGGAUGCCCUUGGAGAGGCCAGGACACUGGCAGUGCCAAGCUGGGACCUGAAUGCAGGUUCUGGCAUCCUGUGGCCUGUACAGAAGCUACUUCUGAGGGGUGUUUCCAGUUGGUGAGUUUGUUGGACCACAGAUCAAUGGCCAGGACAGGGCCCCUGCUCUGUCUGCUGUUGUGGGCACCAGCUCCGUGCCUUGGCACCAUUGACCCAGCACAAGGGUCAGUGUGCACUGAGGGAGAGACGGUGAGGCUGACUCCACUCCCUGCCUGCACAGCUCCCCCUCCUGUGACCUCAGAGAUGAUGCCCACUGGCCUUGUCGCCCUGCCUGCAGCCCCUCGUCACUGUGCAUGUGUGCCCCUCCAACUCCCGCCAGUGCCUAUAGCGGUUCCUCCUGAGUCCAGGGAAAGUGGAAGCAAUGGGGCGAUGCUGGCAUACUUUGGACCACAGCUUUCACGGGCCAGGUCCCUGCCUGGCCCCUAGCCCUGCUCCCGUUCCACCCCCCAUUCUCAUUCACUGGCCCCUGACCAUCCACAGCAGCCCCUGCAACAGGAGGCAUCCAGAAUCCAGGCGACUAGCAGGAGCGCCACACCCCCAAUCCCACUCAUCCCAGCUUAUUUGGACAUAGAGCUGGGGAACUGCCGACCCUUUCCAGGGUCCUCAGCGGCUCUGCGGGCCCCACCUGCCCUCUCUCAGGAAAGGAAGAGGUGUCUCCCUUCCUUCGGCUUUGCCACACUUGCAAAUCCAUGGGUUCCUGCCCCAUCGUCUACCUCUGCUGCUCUGCCCCAUUGGGGCACGGUGUUGUCAAGCACCUGCCUUGCACCCAGACAUCUUGCCUUGGCUGGGAACGUUGGAACCAAGCGUUUGGUUGCUCGGCCUGGACUUCAGGAUUUGUGUACAGACUUGCAGACUGAGGCUCGUUCUCACAGGGUCGGCAGCCUUGACUCCGCAAACCCAAGGCCUCAACCAAGUCCACAGUAGCCGGGGUUGGGAGAGCUGGGUGGCUUGGAGUCUCCUGGACUUACCCACGGGGCCCGGCUGGGAAAGCCACAGUGACUCACCUCUGCUCACUCUUUGGAGGAAGUGGGGGCUGGGCCAGCAAUCACGAGGCCAGUUUCUGAACCCACUGCAAUGUUUUGGGGAAAGUUGGAGGGGCUGUGCUGUGGCCAGAAGUGGUGGCCAUGGCACCUGGACACUGGCCAGGAGGAGUGUGGGUGGCACGGGUGCUGUUUGCCUAGUGGGAGAAAGGAUGGAGUGGGUGGACUCUGCUCCUGCCCUCCCCAGACAUAUCUUGGUGAGGGCGCUUGCCAUGCACCUGCUGGAUCCCAACACACAGUUUAAAGAAAUGACACACUGCCUCACCUGGUGACCCUUCACACACAAUGUGGAAGUCCCCGACUCCCCUCAAUAACAGAAAAUAGUGAGACUGAAGUGACCCUCUGGGACCUAAGGGUGUUUCAGCCACAGGAAUUCUCACCGCAGCACCCACACCGUGGACAUUGAGACCACCGCAGG
This is a messenger RNA of Ochotona curzoniae (black-lipped pika), 3236 nucleotides long. It is a transcript of the gene TNFRSF8, whose product is annotated as TNF receptor superfamily member 8. Gene Ontology annotation, molecular function: transmembrane signaling receptor activity; protein binding. Bases 67 to 1695 code for a protein of 542 amino acids. The record is from RefSeq and is a predicted model, not a curated record. Lineage: Eukaryota; Metazoa; Chordata; Mammalia; Lagomorpha; Ochotonidae. The transcript has 14 exons. Gene Ontology annotation, biological process: signal transduction.